AUGGCAGCCCUUGGAGGGCCAUCUGGUUAUGCGAGACAGCAGUCGCCGGUGUCCCCGAACACGUCGGACGUGCCGGAAUUGUUGAACCCACAUGGGAGUGUGCUGAGAAAGGUUCUCAUACUGUACACUGGUGGUACAAUUGGUAUGGCCCGCGGUGCAGACGGGAGCUUAGGCCCAAUUCGUGGGGCGCUGAAGAAGCGACUGCGGUCUGUGGACGAGCUCAAUCAGGAGCUUUUUCCGCAGUGUUUCUUCGAUGAGUUCGACCCGCUGUUGGACUCCGCUGACAUGUGCCCUGAAGAUUGGUGCACCAUGGCUUCGUGCAUCGAACGCCAUUACUACGAUUUUGACGGCUUUGUCGUCUUGCAUGGCACGGACACGAUGGCCUACACUGCAUCGGCACUUAGCUUCAUGCUUGAGCAGCUCUCCAAGCCAGUCAUUCUUACAGGCUCUCAGCUUCCAAUGGAGGAGCCCUUGACAGACGCCCGCUCGAAUUUGCUGCGGGCUGUCAUCAUAGCAGGUCGAGCAGAUCUGACGGAGGUUUGCGUCUUCUUUGGUAGCAAGCUCUUCCGAGGAAAUCGCUGCAAGAAGCUGGACGCGAACGCUUUGACGGCCUUCGACUCACCCAAUUUUCCGGAGUUAGCCGUCGUUGGAACAGAGGUCAAGAUUCAUCACCGGUUGCUGUGCAAUCCGCCCAAAGGAAGGUUUCGCGUACAUCUGAUGACAGUGACGGACAUCAUUGUUGUUUGUGUGGUGCCAGGUUUUUCCGAUGGCUUCUUUGACAGCGUGGCUACGGCAGGAAAUGUGAAGGGCAUUGUUCUCAUGCUUUACGGUUGCGGAAACGCGCCUGCACGCAAGACAAGCUUUCUGGCAGCCUGCUCCAAGCUGGUCACUGCUGGAAUUGUCGUGGUGGCCUGCUCUCAGUGUAUACAUGGCAAUGUGGAGCUGGAUAAGUACGCAGUGGGACGUGCAAUUGCAGACUGCGGUGUGAUUCCUGGCCAUGAUAUGACUGCAGAGGCUACUGUGACAAAGUUAGCAUACCUGCUGUCCAAGGGUCUGUCCCCGGGCGAGUGCCGCAAGGCUAUGCAAGACAACUUGCGCGGUGAAAUGUUCUCGCCUGCGAAGACUUUAGACGUUUCUUCCUCGUGGAUGGAUUUGCCAAGUCCAUCAUGA
Symbiodinium sp. CCMP2456 is the source of this 1170-nucleotide messenger RNA. The record is from the annotation of a GenBank genome assembly. NCBI's taxonomy places the organism in Eukaryota, Dinophyceae, Suessiales, Symbiodiniaceae.